CGAGACAUUUUCUCUCAAAAUGGCCGAAGGUGGUGUAGUCGAGAUGUCGGAAGACCCCGAAAAAAUCCCCGAUUGUGCCAAACAAAAGUCAGAAAUUGCAAAUCUGAUGAAGAAAACUCUCAAAAAAGGAGACACGUGGUACUUGUUGGACACUAAAUGGUACAAACAGUGGAAGAAAUAUGUUGGGUACGACAGCUGGGACUCGUUCAGUGUUGGAGAACAGAACUCCCAUCCUGGGCCAAUGGACAACACCCCACUUCUCAAAGAGGAGGAAGGAGGUCUGAAACAUCAUCUGAUCGAAGAACUAGAUUACAUGUUGCUACCAGAAGAAGCCUGGGAUAAGAUGCUGGUCUGGUACGGCUUGGCCAAGGACCAGGAGCCAAUACGUAGAGGUGUAAUAGAGCAAGGAACGUUUGUUAAACACUUCAAGGUGGAAGUGUACCUGCUGGACGUGAAACUGUGUCGGAACUCGGACCUCGAAACUGUGAUAACGAAGCAAUUCAGUAGAGUAGCCACUAUAGAAACAAUUGAAAAAGAGAUGAGAAAUGUAUUUGAAAUCCCGGAAGAGAAAGAAGUCAGAUUAUGGAAUAAAUACAUGGCCAGUACUUAUGAACACCUGAACAAACCAGAGCACACAUUACAAGAUGCAGGACUGUAUACUGGGCAGACAAUUGUGAUUGAAGAGAAGAAUGAAGAUGGGACUUGGCCAAGACAAGCUAAAAGUACCAACACUUACACUUCAACAUCUACAAGUACGAACUCGAGAUCCAACAGUAUAGGGAGUUCAAGCCAUGAUUCAGGUUCAGGGUAUAGUGGAGGCACCUCCUACAACAGCUACUAUAACAGUACCAGCAGCUACGAGCCAGGGCGGGGCCACGCCACCCCGGGGCUGUGUGGGCUGGCUAACUUGGGCAACACCUGUUUCAUGAACUCAGCACUACAGUGUAUGAGUAACGUGCCUAGUCUAACCCAGUACUUCCUCACUGAUGAAUGGGUGAACGAAGUCAAUGAAGAUAAUCCUCUCGGCAUGAGGGGUGAAAUCGCACGAUCAUUUGCAGAACUUGUGAAAACGCUUUGGUCUGGGAAAUACAGCUACACCGCUCCAAGGAACUUUAAGUAUGCAGUGGGUAGAUUUGCGCCGCAGUUCUCUGGCUUCCAACAACAGGACUCCCAGGAGUUGAUGGCCUUUCUACUGGACGGUCUACACGAAGACCUAAACAGGAUCCGUCAAAAACCUUAUAUAGAGAUGAAAGACACCGACAACCGACCUGAUAAGGAAGUGGCUAAGGAAUCCUGGGAAAACUACAGGAAGAGGAAUGAUUCUGUGAUAGUAGAUACUUUUCAUGGACUUUUAAAGUCCACUGUACAUUGUCCGGAGUGUGCUAAAAUUUCUGUGACCUUUGACCCCUUCUGUUAUCUCUCUUUACCUCUCCCAAUCAAAAAGGAGCGCCAACUGGAAGUGUUCUGGGUUCCUCUUAGUCCCCAGAAGAAGCCUGUGCAGUUCAAAUUAACCGUGCCAAAAAUGGGAAUUGUAACGGAUUUAUGCAAUGCACUGUCAAAUCAUGUUCAAACAGACCCAGACAAGAUGGCCGUAACUGAUGUAUAUAGUCACAGAUUCCAUAAAAUUUUCUCUCAUGAUGACACACUUAACAAUAUACUAGACAGGGAUGACAUAUUUGUGUAUGAGGUACCUGUAGCGUGGGACGACCCAGAUACUGUCAUUGUUCCAAUCUACAUGAGGGAGAAAAGAAUGAAGAAUCAGUACUCAAGUUACCAGAUGUCGACAUACCAACUGUUCGGACAACCCCUCCUCCUUCCCGUCCCAAGACGGGAGUGUACCUAUCAGAUCCUUUACAACCAGCUCCUACAGCGAGUCUCGAGGUAUGUUAAGAUUCCCGAGAAUGCAGGCUGUUGGUGGAAGGAUGAGGAUGAACAAGAUGGACAAAUGGCCGACUGUAAUGACGGAAAGGAUAACGGGGACAGAGACAUAAUCAAUAACGAUGAAACCACGAAGGAGAACGGGAUGGCUGUGGAAAACGAACAGAAGCAGAUCAAUGGAGAUGCUAAUGAAAUGGAAAUAUCUGCUGCAAAUGGAAGCAAAGAAAAUGAAAUGGAAGAUAAACAAAACAUACAGAAUAAUGAAAACACAGAGACAAAUGAUGGCGUUAACAUGGAACCACCACCGCUGUUCAAAUUUAGGAUGGUGAAUUCUUAUGGAAGUGCAGAAAUAGACCACAAAUUAAAAAAUGAUGGAAAUCCUCUACGUCUACAUAACCGAACACAUAUAGCAGUAGACUGGCAUCCUCUAGCAAAGGACAAAUUCUAUGAUGAACAAGCCGCAGAGGACUUAGAGCAGCAUGAGUCAGUGAAACAAAGGCUUCAAAGGAAACAGGUGCUACAACUGGACGACUGUGUGGAGCUCUUCACCCGAGUCGAACAAUUGGGUGAAAAUGAUCUCUGGUAUUGUCCACAGUGUAAGAAACACCAACAGGCUACAAAGAAGUUUGACCUGUGGUCACUGCCAGAUAUCCUCAUCAUUCACCUGAAGAGGUUUUCCUACAAUCGUUACUACCGUGACAAAAUUGACACACUCAUCGAGUUCCCAUACAAAGGGCUGAAUCUGAAAAAGUACUUGAUCAACAAAGAGCAUGGAGCUGUGACCUAUGACCUGAUAGCAGUCACCAAUCACUAUGGAGGAUUAGGUGGCGGUCACUACACUGCCUAUGGAAAGCAUGCGGAGGACGAUGAAUGGCAUUACUAUGAUGACUCGAGUGUGUCGUCUGCAUCGGAGGAGGAUGUCACGUCGAAAGCUGCCUAUGUGUUAGUGUAUCAGAAGCAGGGGACUAGGUCUAAACACAUGAAGUGUAGCCAGAAUUCACAUGCUGCUGGAGGGGCCAUGGAGAACGGCGGUACCAACAGUCUCAGUGAUGAGGAGAUGGAGACCACGUAAGAUUUAGCUGGACACUGAGGAUGGAACUUGGGUGUUUUAACUGAAGAUGUGACAAUUAACCUUGGGGAUAUGACAUAUCAUGUGAUAAAAAGAAAACUCUGAUGUCCAUAGUUUUAAAAAUAGGAACCUUGAACCCAACAGGAACAAAAAACAUUCUAUACAGGACACCAGAGAAACCUCGUGAGUCGUUUACAUGGAGCUGACUGGCUGUCCUCAAAUAGAUAGUACGGAGGAAGAUGUACAUUGAUGUGAUGUGUUCUUCUCCUUACCAGUGAAGCUAGUGUGUGUUACCAGUGUGUAAAAAGAAAUUUGGUGUAAUGUGGAUUCUCAAUAUUCUUACUAGAGUAUUUGAUUUACACGCAUGUUAAAGUGGAGUUAUCUCCCUUGUCAACAGGUCUUAGUCAUUUUGUUAUUGUCUGUUACCUGGCGGUAGAAAUGCCAAUUGUGUGAGUAGAUCAGUUGAAUCCUCUUUGAAAGUUGAUUUCUGUCAUAUAGGAAGUCUGAAAUAUGCUGAGACGAACAGUUUACUUCUAAGGAAAAACCUAUAACUUAGGACCACAUUUAUUUGUUCUCCUGAGGAGUCCUUCUUAGGACAACACUUACUCUGACUUGUAUCCUAUCCAUGAUGGCCCUUAUGUGUCCUACUGUGUCUAUCCUCACUGUCCUACUUUUUAGUUCAUUCAGUCACUGAGUGGGAGAACCUGUCUGUGCUCAAAGAGGACGGAUUUGAUUUGUGAUGUACUAGAUUUAGAUGGCUCUACCAUCUUACAAUUGUAAAUAAAGAAUCUGGUUCUGUAGUAAGUAUAUAUUAGUCUAAUUACUGUGUAAAUAUGUUGAUGUUUUGUAUAUAUUUGAAUAAAAAAUAUAUUGUAUCACAUUUGGUACAUACUUGAGGCUAUAACUUAUUAAAUUGCCUUUAAUUCAAAAUGAGAAGGGUUUCCUAGCUAGUGAAUGUGUAAGAUCAAAAUUUGCUAUAUAAUACACCAUACAUGGCCAUUCUAGCUUGAAAACGUUUACAAAUCCAGAUAUAUUGAUUUUGUCGUGACAGCAAUAAUAUUUUUGUACCAGUACAUCAAACCAUCAUCCAGCAAAUACUGGUAACCUACAGGUUGGUACUAGCAGUAUGUAAUUAUUAUAAACAGGCUUUUUAGACAGUGUAAUGAUCAAAUUCAGGAUGUUUACAAACAGGAUUUGAACUUCAUACACUAGAUGUGACCUUUGCAGACAAGUUUGACUUCUGAGGACAGGUGUGACUUUUAUUGACAGGAUGUGACCUUUGUAACAGGCAUGACCUUUAUUGACAGGAUGUGACCUUUGUAGCAGGUGUGACCUUUAUGGACAGGAUGUGACUUUUGCAGACAGGUGUGAUUUUUAUGGACAGAAUGUUAGCUUUGCAGACAAAUGUGACCUUGAUUGAGAGGAUACAAGUUUGCAGACAGGUGUGGCCUUUAUUGAGAGGAUACAAGUUUGCAGACAGGUGUGGCCUUUAUGGACAGAAGUUGACCUUUAUGGACAGGAUGUGACCUUUAUUGACAGAUUGUGACCUUUAUUGACAGGAUGUGACCUUUGUGGACAGGAUGUGACCUUUAUUGACAGUAUGUGACCUUUAUUGACAGAUUGUGACCUUUAUUGACAGGAUGUGACCUUUAUUGACAGGAUUUGACCUAUGCAGACAGAUGUACCAUAAAAGAACAGAGAUAUAAUAUGACAUAAGUUUGUACAGACAAAAUGUAAUACGAGUUUGACACUUGUGUAACUAUGUAUAAGCUGGUCAAUAAUUUAUUACAAUCUGUGUUCAUGUGUUGAGGUAAAUCGUUGUAUGAUCUUAUUAAUUCUUUAUUCUGUCUUAACACUUAGUAACAUGCUUCCGACUGCUUUGUUUCUUGCAUUCUCAGUAAGCCAUGAAUGAGAAACUAUUAUGUGAUGCUUUUGUAUUUUGUUUUCCCUAAAAUCUGUAAACAUGUCCCAUUCUACAUAAUAAUAUUGAAGUCAGGAUUUUCAGGGUUAGUAGAAUAAUGAUGAAAUGAGGUGUGCCAGUGCAUAAGAGUGAUAUGUAAUGGAGAAAUCAAUUCUGGAGUGUGUAUAUACACCAUAUUGUGGGAUCAGUAGAGAGUUAUAGCUCAAGACUUAUGUUCAAAGACGUCUGUUCUUUGUUUUGUGUGAUAAUCUAGCAACCUUCGCAGGAAAGAAAAAAAAAAUCAGAUAAUUUGGUUUAGAAAAAAUCCUUCUGCCCCGCCAAAUGCUCGAACAUCAGCCAAAUUGAAGGACAACCAAAUUAUAAGGUUGGCUGCUAUACUUGUAUGGUGUAUAUAAAGUAUGAUAAAUUCUACAUGUAUGGUUAUAUCAGGUGAAUGCUAGAGUGUCAUACAUGUAUAUCUCGUGGUGAGUCAUGUUGACUCUGUAUGGUGACAUUGGUUGAAUGAUUUUGGUUUCAGGUUCUGCUAUUGUUGUGGAAGUCUACAAAGGGAAUAUAUUGCUGUGAUUUUUUCUGACAUUGGUUUGUGUGAUUUUUUAAUAGAAAUAUCUAGAGAAACAUCCAUAUUUAGAUUUGACAUAAAAAGAACUGGUAAGCAGUUUGAAUUAGGAAAGUUUUCAAUAAGAAUGGUUGCCAAGUGUAUUUUUCUUCACUCAAUUACUAAAAAACUUAAUAUUAUUUAUAUUGCACCUUUGAGAUAAUACUCCUAUCAGGUACUCCUUUAAACCAGCAGUAUUGCAUUUAUACAAACAUGAAAAUGUUACAGGAUCAAAAAAAUACAGUUUGUCAUUGAAGGAUUGCCCAGUGACUUGGAACGCUGUUCUAACGAAUCACAGUUUGUCAUUCAAGGUAAAGCACAGGGGUUUGGCACCCAAUCCUAAAGAAAUACAGUUUGUUAUUCAAGGUAAUGCACAGGGGUUUGGCACCAAAUCAUAAAGAAAUAGUUUGUCAUUCAAGGUAAUGCACAGGGGUUUGACACCCAAUCCUAAAGAAAUACAGUUUGUUAUUCAAGGUAAUUCACAGGGGCUUGGCACCCAAUCAUAAAGAAAUACAGUUUGUUAUUCAAGGUAAUUCACAGUGGCUUGGCACCCAAUCAUAAAGAAAUACAGUGGGUCAUUCAAGGUAAUGCACAUGAACUUGGCACCAUCCUAACAAAAUAGUUUGUCAUUCAAGGUAAUACACAGGGGCUUGGCUCCCAUUCCAAACCAAACACUGUUUGUUAUUCAAGGUAAUGCACAGGGGCUUGGCACCCAAUCCUAAAGAAAUUCAGUUGUUAUUCAAGGAAAUGUACAGGGACUUGGCACCCAUUCCUGACGAACGGUUCACAUGUAUAAUACAUCAACAGAACUGUAUACUGACAAUAUAUUGUCAAAAAUAUUUCACUGAAAAUUUUUAACACAAACUGAUUGUUGAAGGGUUAUAUUGUUGCAUACUCAAUCAUCUUAUUAUUUACUUAAUUGUUUUAUUUGAUUGAAUGUGAUCUAGAGGUUGCUAAUGUGUAUACAAAGUAUCCAUUUAGAUGAUAUUGAUUCAUUACCAGUAUAUAAAGUACCAUUUACUGAAACAGGGCCAUGUUGGAUUUUUUCAGUUGGUCAAAAAAUUACAGCAGAAUAUUUUCAUUGGUCAAAAUCUUAAAGAAAAAUAUGUUUCUUGAUUCUUUAAUUAUUAAAAUUUUUCAUACAAUUGCCAUGCUAAAGAUUUUAUGAAAUGACCCAGAAACUAUGUUUAUGUGACAUAGAUACAUAUCAAGUCUGACACCUGUGUUUAUGACUUAAUGAAUCACCGAACAUCUCAACCUGUCUAGGCUCUGUCAACUUCUGUCUGCAGGACAGAAUGUCUAUGUACAAAGUAUUAAUAUCUGGGCUACAAUACAUUUGCUUAUUUCCAGAGGAAAAUAUAUUACAUGGGCAUAAACAUGGUAAAAAAAGCGACUGUUAAUUGUUUUUAAUUUAGUUUUCCUGCAAACUCUAUUUUUACCCCCAAAUUCGUUACGCAUUUUAAGUGGUACAUGUAUUUCCGAUUCCCCUGAAUGUGAACUGUUGCACUAGUUUACUUGGAGCUGAUUUGUACACCAGUUAACUUGAGAAUUCAAGGCCGUGAUUUGCCAGGUGAUAUAUAAUCUGUGGUAUUCUGUAUUCUUUGUAUGUAUGGUGUAGUUCUGCAGUUAUCUGUAAAAUUUUGAUAUUUUACAUUUUAAUUGCAAAUAAAUUAUUAAUAAACAUG
This is a messenger RNA of Pecten maximus, 7148 nucleotides long. RefSeq names its product ubiquitin carboxyl-terminal hydrolase 15-like. Lineage: Eukaryota; Metazoa; Mollusca; Bivalvia; Pectinida; Pectinidae. Gene Ontology annotation, biological process: protein deubiquitination. Gene Ontology annotation, molecular function: cysteine-type deubiquitinase activity. The transcript is spliced from 23 exons. The record is from RefSeq and is a predicted model, not a curated record. Bases 20 to 2950 code for a protein of 976 amino acids.